CUAGGUCUCGAACAAGUGUGCGAGGGUAUUUAGAAGGUCGGGCACGUCGAGGCGGCCCCUUUCACUUCUUUUUCCUCGCUCCCUUGUAUUCAAUCUAGGGUUUUAGACUACCAACUUCCCCCCUCCCUUCGCUCACAAUCUCUUUGCUGUAUUCUCAAUGAGCAACAACAAGGAUAACUUCAACGUCUCCGAUCUCGGUUCUGCUCUCAAUGAGGAGGAUCGAGCAGGCCUCGUCAAUGCUCUCAAGAAUAAGAUUCAGAGCCUCGCUGGACAGCACUCUGAUAUCCUCGAAAACUUGUCUCCUGUUGUUCGUAAGCGCGUCGAGGAUCUAAGGGAGAUCCAGAGCCAACAUGACGAAUUAGAGGCUAAAUUUUUUGAGGAAAGGUUGGCGCUCGAGGCCAAAUACCAGAAAUUGUAUCAGCCACUAUACUCUCAGCGAUACGAUAUUGUAAAUGGUGUUGUUGAAGCUGAAGGAGCUGGAAAGGAAUUUGCUGCUGGACAAGACGAGGACAAAGAUGCAGCAGAGAAAGGAGUGCCCGACUUUUGGCUUAAUGCAAUGAAGAACAAUGAAGUAUUAGCUGAGGAGGUUACCGAGCGUGAUGAAGGAGCUCUCAAAUAUUUGAAAGAUAUCAAGUGGUGUAGAAUAGACAAUCCCAAAGGAUUCAAGCUUGAGUUCUUUUUCGACACCAAUCCCUUCUUUAAAAAUUCUGUCUUGACAAAGACAUAUCACAUGAUUGACGAAGAUGAGCCAAUUCUUGAGAAAGCAAUUGGAACGGAGAUUGAAUGGUAUCCAGGAAAAUGUCUGACCCAGAAGCUACUGAAGAAGAAGCCUAAGAAGGGAUCGAAAAAUGCCAAGCCAAUCACGAAGACUGAAAAUUGUGAAAGCUUCUUCAACUUUUUCAGUCCACCUCAAGUGCCUGAUGACGAUGAAGAUAUUGAUGAGGACACUGCUGAGGAGCUUCAAAAUCAAAUGGAGCAAGAUUAUGAUAUCGGGUCAACCAUUCGAGACAAGAUUAUCCCGCAUGCUGUCUCAUGGUUUACAGGGGAAGCUAUCCAAGAUGAGGAAUUUGAAGACAUGGAUAAUGAGGAUGAUGAUGACGAGGACAAUGAUGAUGAUGAGGACGACGAGGAUGAGGACGACGAGGAUGAAGAUGAUGAUGACGAAGAUGAGGACGAAGAUGAAGGAAAAUCCAGGAAAAAGUUGUCAGCUGGGAACAAGAAGGGUGGAAGAGGAGGAGCAGCGGCAGCUGGGGAUGGUCCGCAGGGGGAGAGGCCUCCAGAAUGCAAGCAGCAGUAGGAAUGAAAUCGAUAACGAGUCGGUGAGACUGUCUGUGUGUUAUGAGAGUCCGCUGUACAAGUAAUUUUUGGGUGCAAAA
Molecule: messenger RNA, 1376 nt
Organism: Cucurbita pepo subsp. pepo (vegetable marrow)
Lineage: Eukaryota; Viridiplantae; Streptophyta; Magnoliopsida; Cucurbitales; Cucurbitaceae
Product: nucleosome assembly protein 1;3
Biological process (GO): nucleosome assembly
Cellular component (GO): nucleus
Source: RefSeq, a predicted model, not a curated record